Zootermopsis nevadensis is the source of this 2576-nucleotide messenger RNA. NCBI's taxonomy places the organism in Eukaryota, Metazoa, Arthropoda, Insecta, Blattodea, Termopsidae. The record is from RefSeq and is a predicted model, not a curated record.
UGUUACGAUAAUCUGUGGAUAUCGUAUGUUACAAACUCAUUGAAGUCGUGAACACUUGCUCCACAAAUAGUAAACAUUGGAUUUAUGGCGGUGUCAAGAAUUACAUUACAACACUGUCGAUGUAUUUCAACAUCGGUGGCAUGUUGUGGUAAGAGGAACUUCAGAAAGUUCCUUAUAUACAACAAGCGUGGUACGAAACUAUUUAGAGAAAAGCAAACAACAAAAGAUCGAGACCCAGAGCUUUUCCAUGAUCUGGGAGUGAAACCUGUUGGAUAUGGAAUAGGCGAGACAUUUGUGGAAGUACCCGAGAUGAUUCCAGAAUUGAUUGUACCAGAUUUAACAGGCUUUAAGUUGAAGCCAUAUGUGUCAUAUCGAGUACCUGAAGUGGUGCAGUCAGAAUUCACCCCCAAAGAUCUGUUUGAUGCAGUAUACAGUGAUAAAAUUGUUAAUGACUUCAAGAAUGGAAAACUUGGUGAGAAUGGAGAGCCUUUAGAACCGAGUCCAAAAGAACAGCUCACACCUGAAGAAGCUUAUGUCCAAGCUAGGAAAACUGGAACAGACAUCUUCUAGAUGGUGUGUAGAAUGUGCCUGUAGCGUGGACAGUAGAAGAGAAACUAUCAGUACUUACAGUUAUAUAUUAUUAUUAUUGAUUGAAGUUCAGUGAUUCUAUAAGUCAGUGAGAAAAGUCGAUAAUAAUUUAAAUAUUAUAUUGGACAAUGCGUGUUGUCCGAUGUUUGAUAUACUUGAUGGCAAUGUUUAGGAUGAGACCUGUGACCUUUUGAAUACUAGGCUAGUAUGCUAACUGCUAGUGGUCUAGUAAUUAGCAUAAUUACCUUGUAUUUGACCCUAGAACUCACCAUUAAUACAAAAUAAUAAAGUAAUAACAAAUCUGUCAGAAAAUGGUAAUUAGACUCUUUAAGACAGGUGUAGAGUCAAUGUUUGAAGUAUUGUAUGUAUCAAAUAUGACUGGUAAUUUACAGUGUCCAAUAUAUUUUAAUAUUGAAGUUCAUUGUUCUGCAGUUUGAUUCUUUACCAGUAUUGGAUUGUGUGGUUGAAUGUGAAAAUAACCAUUCCUGAUGAUUUCUGUUCACUGAGUACAUUAACUGCUCAUCUCUAUCCAAGGUGGCAUAUAUACAAAUUGUAUGCAGAAUAUAGCAGUUGUUUGUUUCAAGUUUAACCAUUUCCCUGAUUAUUUAUUUCCUGAAAAUAUAAAAUAAAAUUAUUUAACACUUGGAAUAUACCCACAAGAAUGAAAUUACUGACAUGUAUUUUGAUGAAAAAUAUUUAAUGAGUAUGUAAUUAUAAUGAUUUUAUUUCACUUUUUAAACCUGAAGUCUCAUUCCACAGCAGAAAUGUCAUUACAGCUAGUGUGGGAACUUAAGACAUAUGCUACACAAAUAUAAAAUUUCUACUGAUGUACAAUCUGUCAGUGGGUCAGUCGCUCACUACUUCACGACGAAGACCAAGAAACCCCCGAAAAAGGAGGCGGCGAAAACCCACAACACGGUUGUAGAGCCUUGAAACAAACAACUGAUGUGCAAUCUAGCAUUAAAACAAACGCACGUGGUUUGUGAAAGUGCAGCAGUCGGUAAUUUACUGACUACACUGAUGUAUUUCCUCAUAUCAUCCUGGUUAAUUCAAUGAAACUAGUUGUUUUCAUCAUCUUCUUUAAUGGUGCUAGGUCUUCUAAAUUCAACUGCUGAAGUUCUUCUGAGGUUCCAUUGUUUUUAAAGCACAUUCAAAAUACACCAUCAGCUUGCUGUCCCUGACACGGCUUCACUGUAACCCAUUUAGCCAUUAAUUUUCAUAGUUCAUACCAGACCUUCUCAACCACUUUGGAGGUGCCAGGGACUAGAUCCUCAAUGUACUUACUCUGACGAAGCUUUUGUUCCCUUAAUAGAAUGUUGUGCUGUCAGUGGCCACAUGGUCUGAGGCGUGGGCCUUGUACCACUUGGUCACAGGGAUCGUGGGUUCGAAUCCCACUCAAGGCAUGGGUGUUUGUCCGCAUCUUUCUGUGUUGUGCUGUCCUUGUGACAGGCCGAUCACUCGUUCAAGGAGUCCUAUCAACUGUCUAUAGAUCAGUGCCAACGAAAAGUUGGGACCCGCAGAUGCUCGGGCACUGAAGAACAGGUCAUAUAAAAAUAAUAGAAUGUUCACUAGGAUAAUGUAUGUGCUGAAAGCAUUGGACUUAAAAGACAGGAUUUUACUGUGAGAGUGAAAUUACGUUUUUUUGUUAACUGAACAUAGAAGUAAAGGCCAGCGUGCAGAUUUUGUAAGCUACUGACAUAAGAUGCAAGUUCAACAAAUAUUAAGCAACAUUUUAAAUAAACUAAUGGUAUUCAAGGAUGAAUUCAUACACAGUGCAUGUUUCAAAAGAAGUGUCUUCAUAUAUUUAUUGUAAUAGCAAUAUACCAUUUUGUAAGUUCUUCUAUGGCACGACAGUCUGAAGUCGAGCCUUGGCCUCCUUAUUUCGUAAGUUACUGAUAUAUAAAUGAGCAGAUACUAUUACUGGCAUAAAAGAUGCAUCUGUAUAUGAAAAAAAGAAGAUAAAUAAACUCUACACAUGUCAAAUCUUU